AUGGUGAACCGGUUCAUGACAUUGACGCAGUACGGAGGAGAGCCGACGCCGAUGGACGCCAUCCAACGGUUGAAAGCAUUCGGAAUGAGCAUUCGAUUCAACACCAACGCAGAGGGGGUGGUGGAUUGGAUCGGAGAUACGUUGUCGUACGGCAACAUCCGGUUCAGCAUGCCCCAGUUGCGAUCGAUGGUGCACGGGUUGAUCGCCAGUACGAGACGGCACGUCAUCGAGGCGUUGUUGUUGUUGCCGCUGGAUGAGGAGGGCGACAUACGGAAGGGGGGUACAGCGUUGCCCAUCAUCCAUUGGGAUCGGUUGGUAGACAAUGCAGCCGAGCGAAAGACGGGAUGGAGUUUCAUGGAGGAUACCAGGAAUCGGGAAGCCGUAGACGUCGUCGACCCCAAGGAAUGGUUGGCCAGGCGGGUGGGCAGCGAGCGGGCGUUGACCGAGAGGUUCAUCGAUAUGGUUCGCACCCGUGCCGUAUUGGCCGCCGAUCCAGGUCGAGGAGCGGCGGUGUGGAAGAUGGACGAGUUGGUUCGGUAUCGACGAGCGAUGGCGACGGCGCGGAAGCAGUUGGCAGCAUGCAUGCACAUGACGGGGGGAGCCCCAGCGCGAGGGACCGAAUUGACGUCGGUCCAAUUCCGCAACAGCGCCAACGGAGAGAGUCGAGGGAUUUUCAUCGAAGAUGGGUUG
Molecule: messenger RNA, 690 nt
Organism: Aaosphaeria arxii CBS 175.79
Lineage: Eukaryota; Fungi; Ascomycota; Dothideomycetes; Pleosporales
Exons: 1
Source: RefSeq, a predicted model, not a curated record